AUGACCUAUGCUCAGUUGUUUAAUCAUCUUCGCCAUAUCGACUUGAUUGAAUUGCGAAAUUGGACAGUGCCAGACCCUCUCCUUGCUAGUCAUGAUCCAAAUGCUAGAUGUGUGUUUCACUCUGGAGGUGUUGGGCACGAUAUUGAGAACUGUUGGGUGUUCAAACACAAAGUGCAAGACCUUAUUGAUAAUGAGACUAUUGAGUUUGAUCCUCCUAAUGGACCAAAUGUGGUGCAAAAUCCCAUGCCACCUCAUGGAGGUGCUUCUGUGAGUGCUAUUGAAGUAGAUGAAGAGUUAAAUCUGAUCAUGGAUGCUAGUCUUGCAACUAUCCCGCUGCCUUUUGUCAAAGAAUAUCUUUUAAAGAUGGGGGUCUUUCCUGGUUGUGCUGCUGAUUGUAAAGAUCGUUUAUAUCAGUGUAAUGGUUGUGAUUAUCUGAAGUCUAAAAUUCAGAAUCUAAUUAACGAGGGAUCUCUACAGUUUGACCGUCUGAAAAAGAAAGUUGUAGAGGAAGUUGAUGUUAUCACUAUUCCUGUGCCUACAAAAAAACCCACUGUUCGUACUACUUUACCGGGCCUUGUUCCUUAUAGCAGUGAUAAAGGUGUUCCAUGGAAUUAUGGGGCAGAAGUAUAUUACCAAGGGCAGAAGGUUGAUGCUAAGACUCCUAAUUCCGAUGUUAAUGAUGUUGGUGGAACUGGUCGAAUUACAAGGAGUGGUCAUGUGUUCUCUCCUAUUCAAAGGACUCCCGAGGUAAGUGUUGAGGCUUUGGCUAAGGCCAAAGGGAAGAGAGUUGUAGUUGAAGGAACUAAUGCUGAGCCAGAACUUUCUGUUCCCAAACCUCUUGUGCAGAAUACUCAACCUUCUGGUUCGAAUUCGGGGAUGCCAUCUAAUGAAGAAGUUGAAGAGCUUAUGAGAUACAUCCGAAAAAGUGAUUAUAGAGUGAUUGAUCAGUUAAGUAAGACACCGUCAAAAAUCUCUAUUAUGUCCUUGUUACGAGAUUCGGAAGCUCAUAGAAAUGCCUUGAUAAAGUUGUUGAACACUUCUUUUGUCCCACAAGAGAUAUCAGUAAAUCAGUUUGAACAUGUAGUUGCGAGCAUUACUGCAAGAAAUGGUCUAGGUUUCACUAAUUUUGAUUUGUCUCCCGAGGGGAGAAAGCACAACAAAGCUCUUCAUAUUUCUUUGGAAUGUACAGGUGUGACUUUGUCCCGUGUGCUGGUUGACACGGGUUCGUCUUUGAAUGUACUCCCAAAAGUGGCGCUGAUGAAAUUGAACUAUCAAGGGGUGGAGAUUCGACCCAAUGACUUGAUGGGAGAGCCUUUGAUGGGUCUAGGAGGGCUGUCUUUGCCGGCCUAUUCUUGUUUGUUGGGAUGCCCAUGGAUACAUGAGGCAGGCGCUGUUACUUCCAUGCUGCAUCAGAAGUUAAAAUAUCCUAUUGGUAGCAAGAUCGUCACUAUCUGUGGUGAGGAGGAUUAUGUGAUAAGCCAUCUUAACUCUUUCCGAUAUGUUGAAGUGGAGGGGGAGAUCCACGAGACCCCGUUUCAAGCGUUUGAUGUCGUACAUGCUAUUAAGAUUCCUCAUGUUGAGGAGAAGAAGCUAGAAAUAUCUAUGUCAUCAUUCAAACAAGCCCAAGCUAUUAUGGAAUCUGGACACCCUGAAGGUUGGGGUAGAGUGUUGGAACUGCCAACUCAAAAGGACAAGUGUGGGCUAGGAUUCAAGUUUGAUCAAGAAUGGAUGAACCAGAAGAAGAAUAGUACCCCCGAGACUCAGCAAGCCACUGGCCCUAUCAAGUUUAUCAUUGCUGGGAAGAACAAAGAAGAGGAUAUUUGUGCUGUUGAAGACGAAGUGGACAAUGAUUAUGAUCUAGAGACUUGGAUUCACCCAAUAGUCAUCGGUCAAGAGCUAUCUAAUUGGACUUCUGAAGAACUUGUCAUGGUCACCGGCAUGGAGGAGUAA
This is a messenger RNA of Lathyrus oleraceus (garden pea), 1950 nucleotides long. RefSeq lists its product as uncharacterized. The record is from RefSeq and is a predicted model, not a curated record. Bases 1 to 1950 code for a protein of 649 amino acids. Gene Ontology annotation, molecular function: aspartic-type endopeptidase activity. NCBI's taxonomy places the organism in Eukaryota, Viridiplantae, Streptophyta, Magnoliopsida, Fabales, Fabaceae. The transcript has 2 exons. Gene Ontology annotation, biological process: proteolysis.